UCCAAGACAUCGCCCUCUAAGGAGGCUCGAAGCUCAGGACCUCAGGAUGGGGGAUGAGGAGAAGCGCAACAGGGCCAUCACGGCCCGGAGGCAGCACCUGAAGAGCGUGAUGCUGCAGAUCGCGGCCACGGAGCUGGAGAAGGAGGAGGGACGCCGCGAGGCCGAGAAGCAGAACUACCUGUCGGAGCACUGUCCCCCGCUGCACAUCCCGGGCUCCGUGUCUGAAGUGCAGGAGCUCUGCAGGCAGCUGCACGCCAAGAUCGACGCGGCCGAGGAAGAGAAGUACGACAUGGAGGUGAGGGUGCAGAAGAGCAGCAAGGAGCUGGAGGACAUGAACCAGAAGCUGUUCGACCUGAGGGGCAAGUUCAAGCGGCCCCCGCUGCGCAGGGUGCGCAUGUCGGCCGACGCCAUGCUCAAGGCGCUGCUGGGCUCCAAGCACAAGGUGUGCAUGGACCUGCGGGCCAACCUGAAGCAGGUCAAGAAGGAGGACACCGAGAAGGAGCGGGACCUGCGCGACGUGGGCGACUGGAGGAAGAACAUCGAGGAGAAGUCGGGCAUGGAGGGCCGCAAGAAGAUGUUCGAGUCCGAGUCGUAGCCCCAGCACCAUGCCCGCAGGGCACGCCGGCCUGGGGAGCGCCCGGCCCCUCUUAGCUGUCAAUAAAGGAUGUGAGUCCCCGA
Molecule: messenger RNA, 678 nt
Organism: Galeopterus variegatus (Sunda flying lemur)
Lineage: Eukaryota; Metazoa; Chordata; Mammalia; Dermoptera; Cynocephalidae
Gene: TNNI2
Product: troponin I type 2 (skeletal, fast)
Exons: 8
Coding region: 47-595 (182 amino acids)
Biological process (GO): muscle contraction
Cellular component (GO): troponin complex
Source: RefSeq, a predicted model, not a curated record